Messenger RNA from Hypoxylon trugodes, 3209 nucleotides. RefSeq names its product VRR-NUC domain-containing protein. Gene Ontology annotation, molecular function: 5'-3' exonuclease activity; 5'-flap endonuclease activity; flap-structured DNA binding. Lineage: Eukaryota; Fungi; Ascomycota; Sordariomycetes; Xylariales; Hypoxylaceae. Gene Ontology annotation, biological process: interstrand cross-link repair. Gene Ontology annotation, cellular component: nucleus. Bases 382 to 2985 code for a protein of 867 amino acids. The record is from RefSeq and is a predicted model, not a curated record. The transcript has a single exon.
AUUGUUAUGUAGGUGGCCGUAAAAACGGAAAGAAAGCCCCAAGGUUGUUGCUUAGAUACGGCGGUGGAAUUUAGAAUUUAGGAUAUAUAUAUAUACAAGUAGCUUUUCAGAGUUUGGUACUAUACUUUUCUACGGCGGGGUAUGAUAACACUGGGUAUCAGAGAUACUAAAGGUACUUGAAAUUUACUUAAGCUUUAUCGCGUGACUGCGCGUUUCCACACCGACUUGCCUUACUUUGGAAAAACCGCGUCCCACUACGCGUUUAUUUAGUUCUAUGAAGUCAUUUGUUUGACACUUCCUUCUCUGUACCUAAGAAAUUCCAUCGUUUUCUCCUCCACUUAUUGAAAAAUCAGCCAAAAUGAUGAGUUUGUGGGAUUUGCGAUGAUGGACGCUUUCCUUAUUCGGAGGACACCGAAAUCAAAUGGCAAAGAUAUCGGCGCAACAAAUGAGCCACCUUCCAAGAGGGUCAAAAGAGAGGAAGUUAGUGAUAGUGAUGAAGAUUCAGACCAGGAUAUCAACUUCAAGCCGUUACCAGCGCCGCGGCGACUAGAUACCACAACUUCUGGAUUUGACGAUGAUGAGACCCCACAACAGUCGGAGACAGAAGUUGAUGCUCCUCGAAGGACUGCCAUCGAGAGUUCGCUUCCCGAAGUCAAGUCUGGGCAAGAAGCUCUUGACGAGUAUGAGAACUUUAGAGCAUCACAACAAGAUGAUGACUCUUCGACUGCGGAAUCGAGGCUCAACUCAAGAAAAUGGGUGAAAGGCAAGACUUCCCUCUAUGUUGACGCCUUUAACCUAGCUCUAAAUACAGUCCUCGAAGAGGAAUCCCAUUUAUUCGAUGAAAAAGAAAUAUAUAUCUUCAACCAAUGGGACAAGUUAAGCUAUGAUGCUCAGUUCUUGUAUGUGAUUGAAUACCAAAUACUCUUAAGGACCCAGUUCUUAUCUUUUUAUAGAUAUGUGCGGUUAUUUCUCAGGAAGACGGCAUCGUGGCACCGUAUAGCCCGUCUGCGUUACCACAAUGACGUCCAGGAUAUCGAGCGAGCGGUCGUUGAGUUGCAGAUGACCCGGGAUUUGUCACCGGGCUCUCCCCAUCUCCAGCCCGACCCAGAACAUAAAGAGCCGGGACCCAGUUCCUGCAAUCAAGGCCAGUGUGUGUUUGAUGGGAAUUUUGCUUUUGCAGACACGUCGGAACAAUAUAUAACCAACAUCGAAGAAGCCGUGGAGCUUCUAAGCUUGGAUGAGCUGAAAGUCUUGGCUAAAGAAGCGAAGGUGCAAGGCAAAAACAAGGCAGACAUCGCAAAAUCCAUCUGCCGAAUGAGCAGUCAACAGGCUGGACUCUUUUCAUUAGGCCUGCGACGUUCGAGUACCGUUGGCUCCGUGGACUCGCCAGACCGGAAUACACCAGAAGUAGAUUCACCAGGUCCAGUUGGCGAUGAUUCCAAUAGGAGAAAGCAUUUCCUCGACAAAAUAUUAGCUAUAUCGGGCCCUUGUACAAGACUUUCCUUACCUGUCUUCAGACUCUUCGAGAGGGUCCACCUUGUUUUUUAUCGGUCUACCGAAUGGACAGAGAAGUCUUUAACGACUAUUAUCCUUGCGAAAAUAUCUAAACGAAACUUCCCGAAGUACGUUGUUAGCAGGUCAGCUAAUAUCUUUAAUUCGAGGGCUCAGCUGCUGGAAUUUGAGACGGCCAUGAGGACAGAAUACACUGUCGAUAAUGUGUUAGAAUUCAACGGACCCAUCACCGAAGCAGGUUUUCGGAAGGUUAUAGACACGUUCGAGGAGAUAUACCCAAGAUGGAAAACGUUGCUACAAGAGGAACAGGAAAAAGAAGAAAGAGUUUAUGAGUCUGGAGAGGGCGCCUACCUGAGGCGGCUCAACCCCGCCCAUCCGUAUACCCGAAUUAUUCAUAAGGCCGCAUACGUCUUCGGUCGGUUGAAGGAACACCAGCAGGAGCAUGCGUUGCUAAGCGAAUUGCUUGAUCAACGUCUCUUUCAUCUAGCACGUCGAGGCUCUUGGUAUCAACGGAAAGCUCUUCUAGAGGAACAUUAUAUGUACGCUUUGGAAUCUGACCCUGCUUAUAAGAACACAGAACUACAGAAGAAGCACUGGAAACGAAUCGCUGCGACUACUUGCGAGGCUGCUCUGGAAGACCGAGAUUGUCAUCUGAUAUAUCACUACGAUAUACAAAAACGAUUAGUCAAACUCGAGAAACAACUUAAGAUCCCAAAGCGCCUACAACACGACUUUGGUCACGUCCGACUACAAAAACCAGAAGAGCAAUUUGUUGAGGGUAUUCAAUUAAAGAAGGAUGAUAUAGUUGGCAAGAAAGGACGAGCAGCAAGCACCAAGACUACAUGGGUAGACGAAGCCGAGGGAGGAGGCGAAUGCAGUGUGGAAGCCAUGUGCCUAAGUUGGUACCGAACCCAAGGAUGGAAAGGAUACCAUGCAGAAGGGGGCAUCGUAAGGACACUUUUUGCCUACCUCUUUUUUGACAUCUUAUUCCUCUAUAUCCCCAACGUCUUCCAGACAGCAUAUCAGACGUGUCCUUUGGACUUGCAUUCAGAUGCCUUUUAUCCGACUCGGGCGUCAGAGAUUAAUCAUCGGCUCGUUGAGAUCGCGAACGGUGGGGCGGCGAGACUAAUCGAAGAAGUCGACAAGCGGGAGCGCAAGAAUCGUACUUGCGUUGUUGGUCUGAACUGGGACUACGAGCUGGAGGACCUUCUCGAACUUGCCGGCAGCUUCGACGGCGCGGCACUAGCUUCCUUGUGUAAGGUCAUGGCGCAAGAGUACGGGCAACGGGGCGGCGGAAUUCCGGAUCUGAUUCUUUGGAGGACGGAUCCAAAACAAGAAGUCAUGUUCGCGGAAGUCAAGAGUGCAAACGAUCGUCUUAGUGAUACGCAGAGGCUAUGGAUUCACGUUCUAACGGGAGCGGGAGUCAAAGUAGCCCUGUGUAACGCCGUAGCGAAAGAGAUCAGGGAAGUCUAAUGAAGUUGGACAGAAUUCCACCGCACCAUGAUGCGAUUCUAUUGGCUGGGCCACAUUACUGGCCGCCCCUAUAUAUGAUAGGGGUAGUUACUUACCACUCAUUGUAUGAGAGCCUACUUACUCUCGUACAACCACAACCAGCCCUUAUACAGCAAGAAGAAAAUUCUGUGGAAGAAAUGCAUGUUGCAGGUUGAAGAUUCCCGGACUUGGAUUCUCGUCCUCCC